AUGUUCAUGUUUACGUAUGAUGCUAGCCCGUGCUUCGCAUGCAGCUUAAAUGACAUACGCUCAAAACCCGGUAUAGUUGAAGAGGCGACUAUAACAGCCGCCGGGAACGACUCAGCUCCAGACAGUCCACAUAAAGAUAUCAAACUGCCGCACAACGAGGCAAACAUGAUAGUCGACAUCGUCAUCCCGUCGCUGUUGAUAGCGGCGCUGUUUAUUGGGAACGCGUUCAUUGUACUCAUCAUAUACAAAUAUAGGAAACGGAAAACCGAGGAUCUAGACGACGAGUUCAACACCAUUCCGCUAAGCGUCAACGGGCUUCACAACGCCGGUAAUGCUGUUUAG
Parnassius apollo (apollo) is the source of this 342-nucleotide messenger RNA. The record is from the annotation of a GenBank genome assembly. Lineage: Eukaryota; Metazoa; Arthropoda; Insecta; Lepidoptera; Papilionidae.